AUGAAACAUAAUUUUGCUUUUGACAACAUGGGUUAUGAGGAGAGCUCUGAAACCAUGCCCUCUCCACCCUCCCAAGAGCAUACUGUGGUAGUCAACAUUGUGGGAAUGACUUGCCAAUCAUGUGUGCAGUCGAUAGAAGGCCGAAUUUGCAAGGUGAAGGGCAUUUUGAGAAUUAAAGUCUCCCUUGAACAGAACAAUGCUGUUAUCAAGUAUCUGCAGUCGGAAAUAAACCCUGAACAGAUUUGCCAGGAAGUUCUGGAUAUGGGCUUUGACGCCAACAUAGCAGAAGAGAAGUUGACAGCAGCAACUGCAAAUUUGCCAAGCUUGAAAGAAGCAGUAGUUAAGCUGCGGGUAGAAGGCAUGACAUGCCAGUCCUGUGUCACCAACAUUGAAGGAAAGAUUAGGAAACUGCACGGUGUGGUAAAAAUCAAGGUGUCACUUGAUAACCAAGAAGCAAUUAUUGCUUACCACCCUUACAUCAUUCAGCCUGAUGACCUCAAGAGACACAUCAGUGACCUGGGGUAUGACUGCACCAUUAAAAGUAAAUCAGCCCCUUUGAAGCUGGGUGCCCUUGAUCUCCAGCGCUUGCAGAAUGCAAACCCCAGGGAGACAUCUGCAAGUCUCGAGAGUGAUGGGCUGGAUCUGCUGGUCCCUGAGAUGGGUAGCACAGCGACAGUGACUGUACAGAUAGAGGGCAUGCACUGCAAGUCCUGUGUCAGAAACAUCGAAGGAAAUAUAUCAGAUCUUCCUGGCAUAAAAAGUAUUAAAGUGUCUUUGGAGAAUAAAUGUGCUGUGGUAGAGUAUAGCCCAGAUUUAAUCACCCUGUCAGCUUUGCAGCAAGCUAUCGAAUCCCUUCCACCUGGAAACUUUAAAGUAAGCCUCCUUAGUGGUUCAGAAGCAAAUAAAGCAGCAUCUCCCUCGGGUGCUUUCACAUACAAUGUCAUCAGACAGCCACCACAAGGCACGACACAUACGGCUGUUAUUAAGAUUGAUGGCAUGACCUGCAAUUCUUGUGUGCAGUCCAUAGAAGGGGCCGUAUGCCAGAGGCAGGGAGUGCAGCACGUGGCAGUUUCUCUAGCUGGCAGUACUGGGACCAUACACUAUGAUCCAGCUGUCACUAGUGGAGAAGAGUUAAGAGCUGCCAUAGAAGACAUGGGAUUUGAUGCCUCUGUGCUGACAGGUAACAGUAUACCAGUAUAUCUUUAUCAACCUUCUUGCCAAGGCAAUGCCUCGGAUGCUCUUCCAGACAGUCCUCACUCAGAUGGGUCAAACCAGCUCAGUGGAGCCACGGAAGAAAAGUGUGUUUUACAGAUCACAGGCAUGACCUGUGCAUCGUGUGUGUCUACCAUUGAAAGAAAUUUGCAGAAAGAAGAUGGAAUUGUUUCAGUAUUGGUAGCACUGAUGGCAGGUAAAGCAGAGAUAAAAUACAAGCCAGAACUCAUACAGCCUCUUGAAAUAGCGCAGCUGAUCCAGAAUUUGGGUUUUGAAGCUACCAUCAUGGAAAAUAAUGCAGAAACAGAAGGGCAAGUGGAGCUUCUUAUCACAGGGAUGACUUGUGCUUCUUGUGUUCACAAUAUUGAAUCCAAACUCAUGAGAACAAAUGGCAUAUUCUCUGCCUCAGUUGCACUUGCAACUAGCAAAGCUCACAUCCAGUUUGAUCCUGAAAUUAUUGGACCGCGAGAUAUUAUAAAAGUAAUCAAGGAAAUUGGCUUUCAUGCUUCUGUGGCUAAAAGAGCUCCAAAUGCACAUAACCUGAGUCAUAAAAAGGAAAUACAGCAGUGGAGGAAAUCUUUCUUGUACAGCCUAGUGUUUGGUAUCCCAGUUGUAGUCAUAAUGAUUUAUAUGCAAAUACCCAAUGGUGAAGACCAUGGGUCUAAGAUGCUGGAACAGAACCUCAUUCCUGGAUUAUCUAUUUUGAAUCUUCUUUUCUUUAUCCUGUGCACUUUUGUUCAGUUCCUUGGUGGAUGGUAUUUUUAUGUACAAGCUUACAAGUCACUGAGGCACAAGAUGGCCAAUAUGGAUGUGCUCAUCGUGCUGGCCACGACGAUUGCUUAUCUGUAUUCCUGCGUGAUCCUGAUAGUAGCAAUCAUUGAAAAGGCAGAGAAAAGCCCUGUCACUUUCUUCGACACUCCUCCGAUGUUGUUUGUGUUCAUUGCGCUCGGCAGAUGGCUGGAACACAUAGCCAAGGGUAAGACCUCUGAAGCUCUUGCUAAGCUUAUGUCUCUUCAAGCCACAGAAGCCACUGUGGUGACUCUUGGACCUGGCCACUCUAUUGUCAGGGAGGAGCAAGUACCUGUUGAACUGGUUCAAAGGGGGGAUAUUAUAAAAGUUGUUCCUGGUGGAAAGUUCCCAGUGGAUGGAAAGGUCAUUGACGGCAGUUCUAUGGCAGAUGAGUCUCUCAUUACUGGGGAGCCUAUGCCAGUCAUUAAAAAGCCUGGGAGCACAGUGAUUGCUGGUUCUAUAAAUGCACAUGGCUCACUUCUUGUUAAUGCAACUCACGUUGGUAGUGAUACCACUUUGGCACAGAUUGUGAAGUUGGUGGAAGAAGCUCAAAUGUCAAAGGCACCCAUCCAGCAACUGGCAGAUAAAUUUAGUGGAUACUUUGUUCCAUUUAUCAUCAUCAUUUCAACUGUGACAUUGAUAGUAUGGAUCACAAUUGGUUUUGUAAAUUUUGAUAUUAUUAAAAAAUAUUUUCCUAAUCAGAGCAAAAACAUUUCAAAAGCUGAAAUAAUACUGAGGUUUGCAUUUCAAACCUCAAUCACUGUGCUGAGCAUUGCAUGCCCUUGCUCUUUAGGCCUGGCUACCCCCACAGCUGUAAUGGUGGGCACAGGAGUGGCUGCGCAGAAUGGUAUUCUCAUCAAAGGUGGAAAACCCCUGGAAAUGGCACAUCAGAUCAAGACUGUGAUGUUUGAUAAAACUGGGACCAUCACCUAUGGAGUUCCUAAAGUCAUGAGGGUGCUUUUGAUGGGAGACACAGCUGUGCUCCCCCUGAAGAAGAUACUGGCUGUUGUCGGUACAGCAGAAGCCAGCAGCGAGCAUCCUUUAGGAAUGGCCGUCACUAAAUACUGCAAAGAGGAGCUUGGCACUGAGAGGCUGGGAUACUGCACUGACUUCCAGGCAGUCCCAGGCUGUGGUAUCAGCUGCAAGGUCGGAGGGGUUGAGGCCAUCCUUGGCACAGCUGAGGAAGGUCCCAAUAAGCUGGAUGCUAACAGGAGUGGGGACAGCAAAACAAUGCCAGCUGACAAAGGCAAACAUGAGCAAAAAUACUCAGUGUUGAUCGGAAAUCGUGAGUGGAUGCGACGCAAUGGCUUGAAUAUUGCAAAUGAUGUAAAUGAUGCAAUGACAAACCAUGAAAUGAAAGGACAGACUGCCAUACUAGUGGCUAUAGAUGGUGUGUUGUGUGGAAUGAUCGCAGUAGCAGACACUGUCAAGCAGGAGGCAGCCCUUGCUGUGCACACACUGCAGAGCAUGGGAAUAGACGUGGUACUCAUAACAGGGGACAACAGGAAAACUGCAAAAGCCAUUGCUACUCAGGUUGGGAUCAAAAAAGUCUUUGCAGAGGUUCUUCCUUCUCACAAGGUUGCAAAGGUCCAGGAGCUCCAAAAUGGAAAGAAGAAGGUUGCAAUGGUUGGUGAUGGAGUCAACGAUUCCCCUGCACUAGCCAGGGCCGAUGUUGGAAUUGCAAUUGGAACGGGCACUGAUGUUGCCAUUGAAGCUGCAGAUGUUGUUCUUAUCCGAAAUGAUUUGCUGGAUGUAGUUGCCAGUAUUCACUUAUCCAAGAGAACAGUUCGAAGAAUACGAAUAAAUCUGAUUCUUGCCUUAAUUUAUAAUCUGCUUGGAAUACCCAUAGCAGCAGGUGUGUUCAUGCCUGUUGGCCUCGUGCUUCAGCCUUGGAUGGGAUCAGCUGCAAUGGCAGCUUCUUCUGUGUCUGUCCUGCUGUCUUCACUGCAGCUGAAAUGUUACAAGAAGCCAGACACAGAAAGUUACGAAGCACAAGCCCAAGGCCGCAUGAAGCCACUCACUCCUUCUCAAAUCAGUGUGCACAUUGGAAUGGAUGAUAGGAGGAGGGAUUCUUCCAAACCAUCUCCUUGGGAUCAGACAAGCCAAGUGUCCCUCUCUUCCUUGGCUUCAGACAGGCUGCCGAGACACAAUGGUUUCAUUCAGGAGGAAGCGGGCAAGUGGUCAUUGCUCAUAAAUGGAGCAGACGAAGAGCAGUACAUCUGAAGCACUGGACUCUUAGUACAGGGGGAAAUGUUCCUCCUCCCCAGUCAGGGGAGAGACUGACUUUUUUCAUCAACAGCUUCAGUGUUGUAAGUGAAGUAUUCCUUCAGCUCAUAAGACAAUCACAACUCAGCUCAGUGUUGGGUUGUAUGGAUUGUGGAUUUUUUUCAGGUCACCAGUUAUUUCUAGUUAUGGAAAUAAUCUGUGCCACUAUAAUGAACUGGCUUGUUUGCACACAGCAUUUAGUGAAAUAAUGUAAAAUUGUAAUUUUCAGACUCUAAAAGAGUUUCUCUGUGACUCUUUGCUAGGAACCAAAUUUCAUACUUUUCACUCUUUUAAACUUUAUUACUUCAAGACCACAUGAAGCAAGAGUAUUUUCAGAGCUGCCAAAUAUUAAUUUGUGUCUAAAUGAAAUUAGCAAUGGCAUAAGGAGCUCUGUGGUCAGAAGCUGAAUUUUUACACAGAAUCCUAACUAGUCAUGUCACUGUGAGAACACUUUGUAUUUAGGAUUCAUGGCAUCUCCUGGGACCAAAAAUGCUUUGUUGUUUCACCUGCUAUAACUCUCUGAAAGGUCUUUUUCAAAGAUUUUCACUUGCUUUGAGGGAUUGCAUCCUUUUGAUGCACAUUUCUACUGCUCUCUUUGCUUUUCUGUUUUGCUCCAUAUGAGCCCUUCCCCCCUUUUUCUUGCACAAGAGAUCUUCUGUGAUUUAUCAUUAUGUUUACAGAUAUUGCUGUUUGGGACAAACUCCUUUAAGUCACCAGAAACCAUUCCAUUCCAGUUGAAAUCAUAAAGGCAGAACAGUUCCUGGUCCCAGUUAUCCAAGAUACCUUGCUGGACCCCAGGGAGCUCCUUAGAGCUGGGCAGUUGCCUGUCUCUUUCCUCUGACAGAGAGAAGAAUUUAUGCCAGUGUGAGCAAAGGUGGUAUUUACCUUGCUAUGACUGAGCAGAACUAGCACUGGUGUGACUCCAGCAUAGCUGAACAGAGUGACAUUAUUUCAUAACUUAACCCCAGCUUGCUGGUUGCUUAAAAUGAAGCUAAAAAUUUAAAUUAUAAAGGUGGAAAAAUGGCCUUAAAGUGGGCUUCUAUUUGCCAUCAUAUAAAUAAAUUACAGGACCUGAACUAAGAAAAUUUGUAAUUUAAAUUUGUAUUUCUGUUUUGCAUUGGUUUUAGUUCCCGUCUUUACUUCAGUGAGAAAUCAAAGUACUGGACCACUGUUUUUUUACUUUAACAUCUUUACCAAAGCUUGCAGUAACUUCAUCUCUGUGGAUGUCAGAUUCACCCCUUAACACUUUUUAGAGUAAGGACAGUAGGAAUCAACAGCUUUGGUGCACUGGAUCCAGUUCCAGAGUGCUGUGUUGUCCAGCUGUGGGACCCUGAUGUAAGCAGAGUUUUAUAGUCAAAUUUAGAAACUGAAAGAAGAGGAAAUACUUUGCUAAACAACAUGAAAUAACUACUUCUUUUCAUUGACUGAAAUAUAGAGCUGUUUCUAACAUGGGUUCAAAUCCUGCUUCUCCUAAUGUAAAAAUGAAAAACAAGUCAGAGAGGAAAAGAAUUGUUCUUAAAGCAUUGGAUGGGUCUUCCUAUUUUCUCAGAACUGUCUUAAAUAUAAUUACAAAUCAGUUUUAAAACUCUAUAUAAGUAGAGAUUACUUUCACAGCACACACACUUUUCAAACAUGCCAAAGGUGCAUGCCCCUGUGGGAAAGAGGGUCUGAAGUUUUACUAUUCUGCAUUUUCUUACCAGUCCUUACAGUAAAAAUAUACUUUGUUGUUUUUUGGUUUUUUUUUUUUUUUAAUCAAACAAAUGACUGUGUGUCUUUUUCUUUUUUUAUUGAGGUGUUCAGAAUAAAAAGAGCAUAAACAGAG
This is a messenger RNA of Vidua chalybeata, 6088 nucleotides long. RefSeq names its product ATPase copper transporting beta (gene ATP7B). The transcript has 22 exons. Gene Ontology annotation, molecular function: copper ion binding; ATP binding; P-type divalent copper transporter activity. The record is from RefSeq and is a predicted model, not a curated record. Bases 1 to 4224 code for a protein of 1407 amino acids. Gene Ontology annotation, cellular component: membrane; trans-Golgi network; perinuclear region of cytoplasm. NCBI's taxonomy places the organism in Eukaryota, Metazoa, Chordata, Aves, Passeriformes, Viduidae. Gene Ontology annotation, biological process: copper ion homeostasis; monoatomic cation transport.